Messenger RNA from Ceratina calcarata, 566 nucleotides. RefSeq names its product histone H4. Gene Ontology annotation, cellular component: nucleosome. Gene Ontology annotation, molecular function: structural constituent of chromatin; protein heterodimerization activity; DNA binding. The transcript has a single exon. The coding region runs from base 66 to 377 and encodes 103 amino acids. The record is from RefSeq and is a predicted model, not a curated record. NCBI's taxonomy places the organism in Eukaryota, Metazoa, Arthropoda, Insecta, Hymenoptera, Apidae.
GAGGGCACAUUCGGUUGUUCCGAUUCUUGGGAUACAGUUCGUCAUUGUAUUGAUCGAGUUUCAUCAUGACUGGUCGUGGAAAGGGAGGAAAAGGAUUGGGAAAAGGAGGUGCGAAGCGUCAUAGGAAAGUCCUUCGUGAUAACAUCCAGGGAAUAACUAAACCAGCUAUCCGUCGUCUUGCUCGUCGCGGUGGUGUCAAGCGUAUAUCUGGAUUGAUUUACGAAGAAACGAGAGGUGUGUUAAAAGUGUUCCUUGAGAACGUCAUUCGUGACGCCGUCACGUACACCGAACACGCUAAGAGAAAGACCGUAACAGCAAUGGACGUCGUCUACGCUCUGAAACGCCAGGGCAGAACUCUCUACGGUUUUGGUGGUUAAACGCUGUGUAUCACAUUUCAUCGUACAUUUUUAUACAAACGGCCCUUUUCAGGGCCAUCAAAUUUUCAUGUCGUUGGUGUAACUCUCAAAUUGAUUUUAGAUCGUUAAUACUAAUAUGUUUAAAUUUGCGAAAUAAGAUACUUUAUCCUUUCCUUUAUAAAAAUAAUAUAAAAUGAAUAAACCACUGGA